AUGCUAUUGCAGUUAUCAAUUUAUGCACUCACUUUGUUCCUCACCAGUCAAAUUUAUUCCAGUGGUAAACGGAAUAACCUUAUUUACAGCAAUUCAUUAUACACCAAUCGUUCUAAUCUGACCAAUUAUUACUCCAGAUCGUACCACACACUACCACUUGAUGAUGUUAACAAUGACCCAUCGAUUAUGGAUGACUACUCUCAUUCAAAUCUUAACUUCAACUGGAAAUCGAGUACAAGUAAUAAGAAAACUGAUUGGGCUGAGAAAAGACUUAUCAAGGAUCUAUUGUAUGAUUAUGAAAAAGAGUCUAGACCAGUUGUUGAUGGGCUGACACCAAGAGUACACUUUACAGCAACACAAGUAGCACAACAAAUUACUGUUGAAUUCGGUUUAGAAUUAUUACAAAUAUUAGACUUAGAUGAAAUGGAUCAAAUUCUUACAACAAGUGUUCGAUCGUUGUAUAAAUGGACUGACCACAAUUUAAUUUGGAAUCCCAACGAUUAUGGUGGUAUUGAUUCUGUAACUAUACCUGUAGAACACAUUUGGAUACCUGACAUUCUAUUGUACAAUUAUGCAGACGAAAGACUUGAUGAACGAAGACCUUGCGAUGCAAGGAUUGGUUCAGAUGGAAGUGUUCUAUGGAAUCCAAUGAGUAUAUUUAAGAGUACAUGUUCUGUUGAUAUUAAAUAUUUUCCAUUUGAUCGACAAAAAUGUGUCCUUAAAUUUGGACCAUGGAGUUAUGAUGGAUUUCGAGUAAAUAUUUCAUUUUAUGAUGGUGAAAGAAACUUCCGGAUGCUAAAUUAUAUCACUAAUCCUGAGUGGAAUAUAUUAAAUUCAAGUGCUGUAUUCACAGAAAUCUCAUAUCCUUGCUGUCCAGAAAAAUAUCCUGAUAUGACAUUUCAUGUGUGGAUCAAGCGUAAAUCAGCCUUCUAUACAUAUAUCUUAAUUAUACCAAGUAUUCUGCUAUCGUCACUUACAUCUGUUAUCUUUUGGCUUCCACCGCAUUCACCGUCAAAAAUUGUUUUGGCAAUGAAUGUAUUUGUUGCAUUUCUACUGCUUCACCUUCUGCUAGAAGAUACAACACCAGCAGCUGCUAGUAACUUCCCAUUACUUGGUGCAUAUUACUGCUUCAAUAUGGGUGUCAUCACAAUCUCAAUGUUUUCUGAAACUGAACAACCGCCAAAAUGGUUAAGAAAAUUCACCGCUUUCAUCGGUUGGAUACUUUUCAUUAAUAUUGAUGCACUUGAAUUAUCCGAAGAGAUAAUGAACUUAAAAAUAAGCUCUUGCCUAUCUGAAUCAAGAGAAAAAUCAUUUCAGAAGUCACCUUCUAUGAAUACUUACCCCAAAAGAAUAAAUCAUUCAAAUAUUCAAGUUAAUCAUAGUUUAAACGAUUUAUCUCAAAGUAUUUCAUCAAACCAAUUGAAUUAUUCAGUGUCUCAAUCAUCACCAUCAUUAUCAGCUCAUGAAUGUCCCUGUAAGAAAAUAACUCAACAAAAUUAUUUCAGUUAUAAUGAUAAGUGUGCAUUUUAUCCAGUUCAGUUAAAUGUCUCAAAAUCAUUCGAACUUCAUACUGAAAAUAAUCUGUCAAUUGAUAACUAUAAUCCUAGUUUGAACCAACCAUUUAUCAUCACUGAAAAUAUUGAUCAUAAAACUAUGAAAUGCUCAGAAUGUUCAAAAUUAAGCAAUAACUGUGUAUGCUGUCGCUCAAAGGGAAUAUGUUCGCCUAUAUGUCAUCUUAACCCCAAUGAUGUAUUUCUUGGUCAGAACAGACGUCAGUAUAGCGUAUCAUCUAAUACUGACGCAUCAGAUUCACCUUAUUCAUUACCAAUAAAUAUUUGUUCACAAGACAAUAAAAUUAUAACUUGUCAAUUAAAUGAAAGUGAUGUUGAGAAUACAAGUCUCUUGAACCAUCGGAACAUUGAACAACAUUCACAAUAUCAUCACCAUCGUAACCAUUGUAUAGAACACUUUACUAAAACAUCAAUUCCAUUUAAACAAAAAUUUGAUGGUGAUAAAAUGAUAGAUGAAUUUUCAAAAUCUCUUUAUUGGAAUCAAUCUACAUAUAAAACCAAGGAAAAGGCCCUGAAAAAGAAUAAGAGAAAUAAACUCCUACCUUCAUCUAUUUCCCGUUUACAAAAUUAUUAUCCAUUUAACCUUGGUACAAUGUCAGGGCUAAGUCAAAAAAACCGUCAAUCAUUAAAGCGUAUUCAAAAGGAUAUUAAUUACAUAUCAAAGGCAGCAAGACAAUUACAAGCUGAAUUGAAGGAACGUGACUUGAAAGAAAGAAUUACUGAACAGUGGAAAAUAGUUGGUAUUGUAUUAGACAGGAUAUUUUUUAUUCUAUACUUUGUAACAAUUCUUCUAUCAACUUUAUUAUUUCAUCCAACAUUAAUUGAUGAUUACGUGGAUGACUGA
This is a messenger RNA of Heterobilharzia americana, 2415 nucleotides long. NCBI's taxonomy places the organism in Eukaryota, Metazoa, Platyhelminthes, Trematoda, Strigeidida, Schistosomatidae. The record is from the annotation of a GenBank genome assembly.